Xenopus laevis (African clawed frog) is the source of this 2550-nucleotide messenger RNA. It is a transcript of the gene agtr2.L, whose product is annotated as angiotensin II receptor type 2 L homeolog. Lineage: Eukaryota; Metazoa; Chordata; Amphibia; Anura; Pipidae. Gene Ontology annotation, molecular function: G protein-coupled receptor activity; angiotensin type II receptor activity; C-C chemokine binding. Gene Ontology annotation, cellular component: external side of plasma membrane; plasma membrane; membrane. The record is from RefSeq and is marked provisional. Gene Ontology annotation, biological process: blood vessel diameter maintenance; angiotensin-activated signaling pathway; regulation of apoptotic process.
GCUGAUUCUGUCAAAGACUUGCACCAUUAUGGAACUGAACUUGCUGCUAAAUUCCAAAGAACCUUAAACUGCUGACCUUUUGCUAAGGAAUAUGAUCCAGAGGAACUACUCAGUGCUUAUUAUUUCCAGCAAGACUCUGCAAGACAUGACUUCUACUUAUCUGAACAUUUCUAGCAACGUGUCAGACAAAAUGUCAUGCCAGAAUAUGACCCUUACAGACCACCAGCCGGAGCUGAUGCCAGUAUUGUACUCUAUUAUUUUCACCUUUGGAAUCAUUGGCAACUGUUUGGUGAUUGUCGUUUUCCGCCUCCAAGGAGACCUUAAAUCUGUUGCCAGUAUUUAUAUUAUGAACUUAGCCGUGGCGGAUCUAGUGUUUUUGGCCACACUACCAUUUUGGGCAACAUACUAUGCUUUUGGCUACAACUGGCUUUUUGGGAAAGUGAUGUGUAAAAUCUCAAGUUCCCUUUUAUGUCUUAAUUUAUUUGCAAGUAUCUUCUUUAUUAGCUGUAUGAGUGUGGACAGAUACUUAGCCGUUGUUUACCCUUUUAGUUCACAGAGGAGGACCAAGCACCAAGCUUGUCUAGUUUCCAUAUCUGUCUGGAUCUUGGCUAUAUUGUCCUCUAUCCCCACAUUUUAUUUUCGCAAUGCCUUCUAUAUUGAUGAACUUGGAGUCCGUGUUUGUGCAAUGGAUUUUCCAAAAGAAAAAUAUUCCAGCUGGUGUGUGGGGAUGGCUUUAAUGAAGAUCAUGCUUGGGUUUUGUGCGCCAGUGUGUGUCAUUGGCACUUGCUACCUGAUGAUUGGCAUACAUCUUAUAAGGUCGAAAGGACCAAUGAUCACUAUACAAAACCGAGACAGAGUCUUGAAAAUUGUCACAGCAAUCGUGAUGGCCUUUUUAAUCUGCUGGUUUCCCUUCCAUGCACUCACCUUCUUGGAUGCUCUCGUCAGAAUGCACAUAAUAAGUAAUUGCCAAAUUGUGACAUUUAUUGAAAAAGCCAUGCCGUUUUGCAUCUGUAUGGGCUUUUCCAAUAGCUGCAUUAAUCCACUAUUGUACUGCUUUGUUGGAAACCAAUUUAGGGAAAAUUUCAGACAUUUAUUUCUAUCCAAGAUAUCGGUGAAUAUUAACAGCCAGCUAAACUCUUCUAGAAAGGCAAGUGACUGCAAGGAGCAAGAGCCAAGUGGACAAAGUAAUAAUGUGGUUAUAUAACUGUUUGGCCCUCCAGUGUCCUAUAAAUCCUCAUUUUACAGUGACAAGUUGCAUGCCAGGUUGGUUGGAAAUAAUUUUUCUGAGAAGCACAAUAGCUCAAAGCAAUUCUCAGCUAGAACGUUUCCUUAACAAUAUCUUACUUUCUUAUUCCUUCAUGGACAAAGGAAUCACUUGUAAGAUUUUUAUUCAGUGCCAUACGAUUUACAAAUUUGGUAGUACCACAACAUAUAACUUUUGGUGCUAAAACCCCAUAUUUUGACCCUAUAUGAAGCAAGGUGCCACUAGGCUGGGUACCAAUAAUGAUAAAUAGAUGAGCGCAUUUUUGUUGUUGCCUUGUAUGAACAUAGGUAUUAUUUCACUACUGUGUGUGUGUAUUUACAGGAACCUCUCCAGAGCAUUUAAUUUAAGCAUCCAAAGGAAAUAUCUGUUCUAAGUGCUAUUACAAGCUGGUUACUUACUUAAGUACGCCAUCAUUUUGGCGCAAUUGCAUCCAAUACAAAAGCCCUCUUGCCUUUGCAUUUGUAAAUAAGCCUUGUUGUCCCCCACUCAAUCUCAAAAACUAAGAGAAGCACUCACAGUUUGUGUGCAAAAGCCCUACUUAAUUAUCACAAAAAGAUGGCUAGUACAAGCUUUUGGGGUAUCUCCCCUUCCAAUGUUAUAUGCUCUAUUUUCAAUGUGCAGGUACAGAAUAAGAGAAAAACGUCACAUACAUCUUUUCAAUCUGUAUCAUAAUCAUUUUGGAUUUCUCUAUGUUUUUUUUGUUUAAAGAAUGAGACUGUUAUCCAGUGUUUUGCUGCUAAUGGCAGGGAGGUUACAGUUCAAGCCUGGGAAGAAAGUAUUUCCUAUUCUGGUGGGGGGGGGGAGUGCUGCAUUCAUAGAUUCCAUCUUGAGGAUUAAUUCUAGUUUCUUCAGAAUUGCACAGCCAAGAGUGUGGGAAAUCUGUUGCUACAUAUAAAAAUGUUUUGACACACGUGUUUAUGCAUUUCUGAGAUCAGAUGAAAAAAGCCCUUUUGCAACUAAAGAGUUAUAAUGUUUAGUAUCUGGGCAGAUUAAAUCUUCUGUGGGCCCCUGAGCUGUGCCUUGCCCUCACCCAUUCUUUGCCCUUGCUUCUCCCACAUCCCAACCCCAACCAAUAACACAAGGACCCUGGUAUUACGGGCCCUAGACAACCACCCAAAUUGGGGGACGCAACAGUGUUUGCAAGCUGAGUAAAAAGAACAACAUAGUUUUCUCUACAACUCUACAACUGCAAAUAAAUCAUUCUGUGAAUGUUUCUGAAUGAAAUACAUUUCAGCACUUGCCAAUAUUGUAUGCAAUCCUUGUAAAUAAAUAGUUUUUAAAGGGAA